UUGAAGGGGUAUGAGAUUUAAAAAAAAAGGGGGGGGCAGAAUUUAAAUAGCCCUCAAUUGAAUUGUAUUUAUUAGCAUCAAAAUAGGACUAAGAUGGAAAAAGAUGACGCGCUUUGGAAACCUCUAACGGGACAAGCCGAAAGGAAAAGAAGUUCAUCAAAAUGGGACUACUACGGCUGGAAAAAAAAACUAUAUUGUAUAACUGUAUAUUCCUUUAUCAUAGGAUUAUUUGAAACACUUAUUGAGGUUGAUGCUAUGAAGUAGUCCUAUAUAAAAAACAUAAAAUAGUGGGCAAGAUGAGUGAGUCAUGACGCUUGAACAUUCGAUCUUUGUGGACUUUUCACUUCCCGGUUGGCCCGCGUCGUCACGUUGCCGGGCAGAACCGAGUGAAGCCGAGCCUUUUCGGAAUCGCGAAGAGCGACCACCCGCACCCUUCCCCCCGCCUUGUUCUCCACCCCCGGUCGUCGGCUCCGUCCUCCUCCUCAUCCACCCCCCUCCCUCUUUGCCCAGCUACGUGAUCAGCCAGGAGUCCCCGGCAGCAGCGCGGUGCAACACACAAAACAGCUGCGAUUGACUCACAACCGAAAAAGGGGGGCAACGAUGGAGCACAGGGACGCCGACUUCAACAUCCUGCUCGCCACCGAUUCUUACAAGGUAACACAUUACAAACAGUACCCCCCAAACACGAGUAAAGUCUACUCCUACUUUGAGUGCCGCGAGAAGAGGACCGAUCCCACCAAAAGCAGAAAAGUCAAGUAUGACAAAACUGUUUUCUACGGCUUGCAGUACAUCCUCCACAAAUACCUCAAAGGAAAGGUAGUCACUCCGGAGAAGAUCCAGGAGGCCAAGGAGGUGUACCGGGAACACUUCCAGGACGAUGUUUUUAACGAGAAAGGGUGGACGUACAUUUUGGAGAAAUACAACGGCCACCUGCCGAUAGAAAUCAAGGCGGUACCGGAGGGGAGCGUCAUCCCCCGCGGCAACGUGUUGUUCACCGUGGAGAGCACAGAUCCCGAAUGCUACUGGCUCACUAACUGGGUGGAGACCAUCCUAGUGCAGAUCUGGUAUCCCAUCACCGUAGCGACCAACUCCAGGGAGCAGAAGAAGAUCCUGGCCAAGUAUCUCCUGGACACCUCCGGGAACUUGGAAGGGCUCGAAUACAAACUGCACGACUUCGGCUACCGAGGAGUCUCCUCGCAAGAGACUGCGGGCAUCGGCGCCUCAGCUCACUUGGUCAACUUUAAGGGCACGGACACAGUUGCUGGCAUCGGUGUGAUCAAGAAGUACUAUGGCACCAAGGACUCAGUGCCAGGGUUCUCUGUACCGGCUGCGGAACACAGCACCAUCACAGCGUGGGGCAAGGACCACGAGAAGGACGCCUUCGAGCACAUCAUCAAGCAGUUCCCCGGCGUGCCCGUCUCCAUCGUCAGCGACAGCUACGACAUCUACAACGCCUGCGAGAAGAUCUGGGGUGAGGACCUCCGCGGUCUCAUCGAGUCACGCAGCGCCGACGCGCCGCUCGUCGUGCGGCCGGACUCGGGUAACCCCCUCGAUACGGUGUUAAAGGUUUUGGAGAUCCUGGGUAAGAAGUUCCCACCAGAGGAGAACGCCAAAGGAUUCAAGGUGCUGCCUCCUUAUAUCCGAGUCAUCCAAGGAGACGGCGUGGACAUAAACACUCUCCAGGAGAUAGUGGAGGGGAUGAAGGAACAUCGGUGGUCCAUUGAGAAUGUUUCCUUUGGCUCCGGGGGGGCUCUGCUCCAGAAACUCACCAGAGAUCUGCUCAACUGCUCCUUCAAAUGCAGCUACGUGGUCACAAACGGACUUGGGGUGAACGUUUUCAAAGAUCCCGUAGCAGACCCCAACAAGAGGUCAAAGAAAGGACGCCUGUCGCUGCACCGGACUCACAGUGGGGAGUUUGUCACCCUGGAAGAGGGCAAAGGUGACCUGGAGGAGUACGGAGUGGACCUGUUACACACAGUCUUCCAGAACGGGAAGAUUGUGCAGACGUACACGUUUGACCAAGUGAGAGACAAUGCCAAGCUCAAGGAGAGUGAGCUCGACUAGCUGCUGCCACUCGUCUGCCAUUCAUUGAUUACCCCACCCCGACCCCGCCCCCUCACCUCCUCCUCAAACCCCUCUUCCUCGGCCUCUGACACCACACAUCCCAAAAUAAUCCGAGGCCUUGUGCACUGAUGAUAUAUCCUGGCCUGAGCUCCCCUAAAACUGUGACUUCCAUUUAAAAAAAAAAAAACAAAAAACACAAGAACUUCAAGGAGCUCGCUCACUUCUGAGGAUGACAAAUGAUAUAUAAAUGAAAUAUGAAGAAACGUGUAUGAAGCGCAGUAAGCCCAACGGAAGGAUGGAUGUUCUCCGAGCCGCUGCCACGCCCUCUGAACGAACUGGACGACGUGAUUGACUUGCUCGGUUUCCCCGCAGGCCCUCCGCCGUCUACCUGGCGUUGUCUUUUAUGUGAAGGCUUUUAAAUCCAUUUAAAUAGCGUUGCAGUUUUACCUUUGGCCAAAAUCAAAGGCAAAGGCCCAAAUCUUUUAAGUGCUUCCCGAGUGUUUUGGGUCUAAAGUCAUUAGCGCGUUUCUGUAAGGUGUCCGAAUCUCCCUCAAAGAACAUUCCCAUCAUCGAGAGGCCAUCGAAAUCUCCCAUAAAAUGUCUCCACUGGAGUGAAGAGGAUCGAAGGACAUCAUGAAUCACUUCCUGACCGCGUGUUAAGUGUCGCUUCUGAUGUGUGAGUCUUAACAGCUCCGUGUGGUAUUCCUUUUAUGCAAAUGAUUGUUUGGGGAUUUUUUUUUUUUUUCAUCUAGCAAGGUAUUUAUUGCGGAGGAGUGGAAGCUGGGAGAUUCCAGUUGAGUGUUUCUUCGGCCACGCCGUGGUUUUGCGUCAGCCUCGCCGCCGUUAACGUGGUGCGUCUGCUCAGAUCGGGCGAGUCGAGAAUACGGGCGCCACGGGCUGGUCACAUCACGGGUAUCUUAACUUUCCAGAAAAGAACGUCCAAUCAGCGCCAAGCUUCUUUUAAGAUGUUUGAGUACAGGAAGUCCUCGGGUUACAAACAAGUUCCGUUCCUAUGCUGGUAACUGGAAUUUUGUUGUCAUUCGGAUUUCACCGUUCAAGUCAGAAUUUACGUCAAAAUAAUAGAAAUAAUAAAAGAAAGGGAGGCUGUGCAUAGGUAUUGCGAAGGAAUCUGGUCCUCGCCUCUCCAUCUCGACAAGUAUCAAAAAGCGUUGUUUUGUGAUCACUGGAUCUGACAUAGGAACAGAGAACCCUUCACAUGCGCUAGAAUCCGGGCUUUGUCUUUCAUAAUCGUGGCCACGGUCGACCGACUCAAGCCUUUGCUCGGCGUUUCUCCUCUCUCCGAUCUUUUUAUGAUCCCUGGGCUUCGUUUUCAUGGUCAUGGAUUUUCUUUUGUCUGCAGAAGCGUUGCUAAAAGAGACAGCUUUCUUUUUUGGGGCCGUAAUAUCGAAAAAGGAGGGCGAAAAAUGCGAAGAUACUCCUGACGGACGAGCACUAUGCACGUUAGCUUGACAAAAUGGCGGACGAGGAACUGGUGUAAAGUUGAAACGUUGCAGGUCGAGACCGUUUUGACCCAAGGACUCCCUUUAUUUAUUUCAUGUACUUGAUGUCUAUGUACUAGUACACUAUUUCUCCUUACUCCUAAGACAAUUCAGACCAUGACUCGAUUGACUUUUUCACUAGUAACACUUUUUCCAAUAUGGCGGCACGGUAGAUCCAGCUGGUAAAGCGUUGGCCUCACAGUUCUGAGGUCCCUGGUUCAAUCCCGGAUCCGCCUGGUGGAGUUUGCAUGUUCUCCCCGUGCCUGCGUGGGUUUUCUCCGGGUGGGCACUCCGGUUUCCUCCCACAUCCCAAAAACAUGCAACAUUGAUUGGACACUAAAUUGUCCCGAGGUGUGAUUGUGAGUGCAGCUGUUUGUCCUGCCCUGCGAUUGGCUGGCAACCAGUUCAGGGUGUACCCCGCCUCCUGCCCAUUGACAGCUGGGAUAGGCUCCAGCACUCCCCGCGACCCUCGUGAGGAUAAGCGGCAAAAGAAAAUGGAUGAAUGGAUGGAUGGACUUUUUCCACUACUGUAUGAAAUUUCUGCACACUAGUAGGACAACUACAUGGUCCUGCUAAGGUAAAACCGCACUAAUUGACAUCUGCGUGAUAAUGUUACGACUAGGGAAGUGCCAGAGAUGUUUACUUGACUUAUGUCACAAGUAGUACAAGUACUUGUGCAAGUACAAUAGUGUACCAUGUUGCCCCAUGGGUAGUACACUAAAGUUGUCCAACUAUUGAGGACAGAGUGAACUUGUUCAUGGACCAAAAGAUAUGAAAUGAAUGCUGAAGCAAUUUUAUGGAAAACUUUUGUGCACUAGUGGAAUGACUCUCUUACUGCUGCCUUCUACUAUUAUGACAUUUCUGGCAAUAUUAGUAUACCAGUAUGAUGACUACAUAUUAGGAGGAGAAACUACUUGUGGACAUGGGCGUAGGAAAUUUUAAUUGCGUAUUAACCAAACAAACAGACCAGUAGUGGAAAAACGUUGCCCUGAAUUGUCUGUCGUAAUGGCAAAAAGUGUCAUUGAACAUUAAUGUUCGCCGGGAUGUCAAAUAUAUAUUUGUGAAGAUCUUUUUAGGUAUAUUAUACCCAAAAAAAUGCACAGUAUUACAUUUAAACUGGAGGAAUCAAAACCACCAAAUAGUAGAAUGACUAAUCUGAAAAUAAAAAUGCAAAUUUUGCUUAGCUUUUUAUGCAUAUUCACAUCUUAAAUGUCACUAUUUUCCUUUUUUUUUUUUUUUUUUUUUUU
Molecule: messenger RNA, 4810 nt
Organism: Syngnathoides biaculeatus (alligator pipefish)
Lineage: Eukaryota; Metazoa; Chordata; Actinopteri; Syngnathiformes; Syngnathidae
Gene: nampt1
Product: nicotinamide phosphoribosyltransferase 1
Exons: 11
Coding region: 601-2064 (487 amino acids)
Biological process (GO): NAD+ biosynthetic process
Molecular function (GO): nicotinamide phosphoribosyltransferase activity
Source: RefSeq, a predicted model, not a curated record